This is a messenger RNA of Chanos chanos (milkfish), 1479 nucleotides long. It is a transcript of the gene pi4k2a, whose product is annotated as phosphatidylinositol 4-kinase type 2 alpha. The coding region runs from base 112 to 1455 and encodes 447 amino acids. Gene Ontology annotation, biological process: phosphatidylinositol phosphate biosynthetic process; endosome organization; Golgi organization. Lineage: Eukaryota; Metazoa; Chordata; Actinopteri; Gonorynchiformes; Chanidae. The transcript has 9 exons. Gene Ontology annotation, cellular component: endosome; lysosomal membrane; trans-Golgi network. Gene Ontology annotation, molecular function: 1-phosphatidylinositol 4-kinase activity. The record is from RefSeq and is a predicted model, not a curated record.
GCAGCAUCAUUUCAUUACUGUGACAGACGGACUCUUGUCCCGUGCUAUCUCCCCCUUUCCCCCUUUUUUCCUCCUUUUUCUCCACCUCUUUCCCACUCCGACCGAGACAACAUGGAUGAGACGAGUCCGCUGGUGUCUCCUCUCCGGGACUCUAACGAUUUCAGCUACUGUCCAACCGAGCCGACGAGUCCCCGAGGCGGAUUUGGAGGAACACCAGGUUCCGUGGUUCGCAUUCCGGCUGGAAGUCCCGGGCGCAGUCGUGAGAGGCAGCCUCUUUUGGAUCGGGACCGGGGCUGUUCUCCAAGAGACCCGCACAGGAACGAGUUUCCAGAAGACCCGGAGUUCAGAGAGAUCAUUCGCAAAGCGGAACGCGCAAUAGAAGAAGGGAUAUAUCCAGAGCGCAUCUACCAGGGAUCCAGCGGCAGCUACUUCGUCAAAGAUUCGCAAGGGAAGAUCAUCGGCGUCUUUAAGCCUAAAAACGAGGAGCCGUACGGGCAGCUGAACCCAAAGUGGACCAAGUGGCUGCAGAAGCUCUGCUGUCCGUGCUGUUUCGGUCGGGACUGCCUGGUUCUGAACCAGGGUUACCUCUCGGAGGCCGGAGCCAGCCUGGUGGACCAGAAACUGGAGCUGAACAUCGUCCCACGUACCAAGGUGGUGUAUUUGGCCAGUGAGACGUUUAACUACAGUGCUAUAGACAGAGUGAAGUCGAGGGGGAAGAGACUGGCCCUGGAAAAAGUGCCCAAGGUGGGACAGCGCUUCCACAGAAUCGGCCUGCCGCCUAAGGUCGGUUCCUUCCAGCUCUUUGUCGACGGGUACAAAGACGCAGAUUUCUGGUUACGACGGUUUGAGGCGGAACCUUUACCAGAGAACACAAAUCGACAGCUCCAGCUCCAGUUUGAGAGACUGGUCGUGCUGGAUUACAUCAUCAGAAACACAGACAGAGGGAAUGAUAACUGGUUAAUAAAGUAUGACUGUCCCAUGGAUACCUCAGGCAACAGAGACAGUGAUUGGGUUGUGGUGAAAGACCCCAUUAUUAAACUGGCAGCCAUAGACAACGGUCUUGCCUUCCCCCUCAAACACCCGGACUCCUGGAGAGCCUAUCCAUUUUACUGGGCGUGGCUGGUGCAGGCCAAGGUACCUUUCUCUCAGGAGAUCAGGGAACUGGUUCUGCCCAAACUGUCAGACCCGAAUUUUAUCAAAGACCUGGAGGAAGACCUCUACGAACUGUUCAAGAGAGACCCUGGUUUUGACAGAGGUCAGUUCCAUAAGCAGAUAUCAGUAAUGAGAGGACAGAUUCUGAACCUCACUCAGGCAUUGAAGGAUGGGAAGACUCCCCUACAGCUGGUCCAGAUGCCCCCUGUUGUCGUAGAAACCGCCCGCGCCCCUCAGCGAGCCAACAGCGAGUCCUACACACAGAGCUUCCAGAGUCGACGACCAUUCUUCACCUGGUGGUGAACUCCGUGUGUGUGUGUGUGUGUG